Molecule: messenger RNA, 2541 nt
Organism: Lachancea nothofagi CBS 11611
Lineage: Eukaryota; Fungi; Ascomycota; Saccharomycetes; Saccharomycetales; Saccharomycetaceae
Source: the annotation of a GenBank genome assembly
AUGACAAUGGAGGAAGUCAGGAAUAACGAAAUCGGCGGUUUGGACCCGAAAACGAGCGAAACAACCGAUAAAUUUUACGAAAAUCCUGGGGUCGAGAAGGACAUUGAUAAUAGCGGACCAAAAAAGAUGGAAUCGGGUGAGUCAGAAAUUAAAGAUACUGGAGCUGAUUCCGAAAGUCCGAGUAUGCUUGACUCGAAAUCAUUAGAUUCGGGUGCUCCUCAAAGCUUACCACUGCCCGAAGAAGCGUCUAGUGAUGCUCACAUUAUUUCUGUCGCAGAAAAUCCUCAAAGUAUGACGCUAGAGCAAGAGAAGUCUGGGGACGAGAAGACUCAAGGUUUUUCACUAGAGGAAGAGAAGUCUAUGGACGAAAAUAAUGAAGACAUUGCAUUCGAGCAAGAGAAGUCUACUACCGAAGAUACUCAAGAUACACCACUAGAGCAAGAGAAGUCUAUGGGCGCAAAUACCCAAGAUAUUGCACUACAGCAAGAGAAGUCCAUGGACGAAAAUAUGCAAGAUUCUGCACCAGAGAAAGAGAAGUCUAUGGAUGAAAGUGCCCAAGACAUUGCAUUAGAUCAAGAGAAGUCUGUGGCCGAAAUUGCUCAAGAUGUGGCACUAGAGCAAGACAACUAUAUUGCCGAAAACACUCAAGAUAUGAUGCGAAAGCAGGAGAAGCUUAUCGAGGCGGAGCCAGCGAAGGUUCAGGAACCCCAAGAAGAUUUAUACGAUACAGAAAUUUUCAAUGAGCAAGCUCCUCAAGAAACUGAGUCCCAAGAACAAGAAAAGCAUGUGCAGCAGCUAGUUGAAACCAACGAAUCCACAGAACAGGCAGAUACGGCAGAAGUGGAUAUGACUUCAGACUCAGCGAAUCAAGAAGAUCAUUUUGAACAAAACUCGACCACAAACCCCGACGAGGGCGAUCUGCUGGAACGAACAGAGGGCCCGACUUUGUCACACACCACAGGUGACACGGAAGAAUUUUCCCAAGCCUAUGAACAGUCAGCACAAAAUACUGUCGUUAAAAAAGAAGCCCUCCCGCUGCAAACAGCAACUAUCGAAACAGUCCCAAAUGAGCCUUCCGAGUUGAGCGUUCCUCAAUCCCACGAGAUUGUGAUACCCUCAUAUGCACGUUGGUUUCAUUUACAAAAAAUUCAUUCCAUAGAAAAGCAAUCUCUACCAGAGUUUUUCACUAAUCGAAUUCCAUCAAAGACACCGCAAGUCUAUGUCAAGUACCGUAAUUUCAUGAUCAAUUCAUACCGUUUGAACCCAAACGAGUUUUUUACAAUGACUGCUGCAAGACGGAAUUUAUGCGGUGACGCUGGCGCCAUCCUAAGACUUCACAAAUUCCUCUCUAAAUGGGGUUUAAUUAAUUAUCAGGUCAAUGCAAAGACUAAGCCUACGCAAGUGGAACCGCCAUUUACCGGCGAUUAUGUCACGAAACAUGACGCGCCUCGAGGACUCUUUCCUUUCGAAAGCUAUAAGCCUGCUAUUCAGAUUCCGGAUUUAUCACGAUUGAAGAAAUUAAUGCAUCAGAUAGACACACACAACGGCGAUUAUACGGCCGAAAACUCUGUGCAAACUGCUGGGACCUUAUAUCAGGAUGAUAAAAAGCGUCAAUUGGAGGAGAGCACUGAGUCCCCCAAAAAUAAAUCGAAACUUCAACGACCCAAUGUACUUGACGCGGUUGAUAAAGAUUGGACGAAACAGGAUGUCGAGAAGUUACUCGAAGGGUUACAAAAUUUCAAGAGCGAUUGGCAAAAAGUUGCCCAUUACGUUGGUAAUAAGACUGCAGAACAGUGCAUAUUAAGAUUUUUACAGCUUCCUAUUGAGGACGCUUUCUUGCAAUCUCAAACAAGCGAUGAGCUGGGGCCAUUAAAAUAUGCGCCUCAUCUCCCUUUCUCAAAAGCCGAUAAUCCUGUAAUGUCGACCAUUGCAUUUUUGGUAGGCCUAGUCGAUCCUGAGAUUGUAAAGAAAAUGACAGACCGCGCCAUAGAUUCCGUGAAGCAGGAAAACGAAAAAUCCAUCUUAGGAAAAGAGCACUACAUCAAGGAGGGCAGUGAAAUUGCGCUAGCUUCGCUUGGCACGAGAUCACACGUUUUUGCUACGAAUGAGGAAAGACAGAUGAAUGCUUUGGCUAAUGAGAUGAUUCAAACUCAAUUAAAGAAAGUACAUUUAAAAUUAAAAUUGUUAGGAACAAUGGAAAAAUCCUUAGAAAUGGAGAAGAAAGCUUUACAGAAGCAGCAAGAAGAUGUUUUCAUACAGCGGCUCUCGAUGGCUAAAAAUACAAACUCCUUAGCUGCAAAGCUGCAACAGUGUCUCGAUGACCAUGACGAUAAAGAGAAACUGCAGGCGCACCUGAACGACUUAAAGGAUAUGCAGAGCAAACCGGCCCGCACAAGUUUGGGCAAAGGUAUGUCGUCGACACCGGGGCUUGAAGGGACGCCGCGCGAUCAAGCGCAAAAAUCUGUCGACAGCGUAAACGAUCCUUUUGUCAAGCCGGUGUCAGUAGAUGCGCCUCAGGCGUACCGCUACUGGUCUGGCUAA